UCUAUAAUCUGUAUCACUAACCAUGUCUUGUUGUCACUCGUGUAUAAUGUAUUUGGUCCAUUUUUACAAUAUUGUAGUUUACCGGGUUGUAUUCGUAUUGUGAGUUUGUGACUUGUGGUUGUGGGUACGUUUUACUUUCACUACAUAUAUUCUAUAUAUUUAUUAGUUCACGUCUUCUUGAGCUACCCAUUUAUAACAAUUUAAAAUAAAUCUGUACGAGUUGUCUUCAUUAUUAUUUUUACUAUUUAACUUAAUUUUUCAACAAUGGCCGAAAUCGUAGAUGACAUAAUAAAAACCUUAAACGGGACAAAUGGUACGGACACAGAGUCUGUUCUCAAAAAAGUACCGGCCACCACUGAAGGUAUGCUGAUUGCAUACACCAGUUUAGUGGUCAUGGCUUUAGUGCCUAUAUUUUUUGGCUCCUUCCGAUCAGUAGAACUACACAUUAAAAAUAAAAUGAAAAAAGAAAUACCAGAGUCCAUGACAGAAAAAGAUGCCAUGAUGUUUCCAGUGAUUGCUAGUGGAGCUCUCUUUACGCUCUACAUCAUUUUUAGGGUUUUUUCUAAGGAACACAUAAAUCUAUUAGUGACUUUAUAUUUUUAUGUUCUUGGAGUGGCAGCCUUAAGUAAUGUUCUAGGUUCUAAAUUUAGCGCCAUGUUACCAAAAAGUAUUCCUAAGACAAAAUACCAAUUGCAGUUUACAGAAGGCACUGGUGAAAAAAAACAUGAUUGGAUAAAUGUAAAAUGUACAUUACAUGAUGUAUUAUGUUUUAUAUCAUGUGCAAUCGUAGGAACAUUUUAUAUAUAUAGCAAGCAUUGGAUUACAAACAAUAUAUUUGGAUUGGCCUUUGCUAUAAAUGGAAUAGAAUUGUUGCACCUCAACACUAUUAAAAUUGGAUGUAUCCUCUUAUGUGGUCUAUUUGUCUAUGAUAUAUUUUGGGUGUUUGGUACCAACGUUAUGGUUACUGUGGCCAAAUCAUUUGAUGCUCCUAUCAAACUUGUAUUCCCUCAGGAUUUAUUAGAAAAUGGUAUUUUAGCUGCUAAGAACUUUGCUAUGUUGGGCUUAGGUGAUAUUGUUAUUCCCGGAAUAUUUAUUGCAUUCAUGUUAAGAUUUGAUCAUAGCUUAAAACGUAAGACAAAUACAUAUUUCAAUGCAACAUUUUUAGCCUAUUUUUUGGGCCUACUUACCACUGUAUUUGUCAUGCAUGUAUUUAAAGCAGCUCAGCCAGCUUUAUUAUACUUGGUACCUGCAUGUUUAAUUACUCCCAUGUUGGUAGCUUUAGUAUGUGGAGAUUUAAAAACUUUAUUCAGCUAUGAAGAUCAUAAAAUGGAACCAGAAAAGACUUCCAAAAAAUUGAAAUAAUUGAAGUACCUAUCAAUUUUACUAUUUUUUGCCUUAUAUUAAAUCAAAUUAUUUUCCCGACGGUAUUAUUGUUUUUUUAUGACAUUUAUUGAAUUAUCAUAAUGUAUUAAUGUAUACAUUUGAGGACCCGUUAUCCAUUAAAUUUGCUGUUGAGAGAUUAAUAACUUCAAUACAUGACACAUUCAAAAUAAAUUGUAUUAAAUCAUUGUUCAUUAAAAAUUGUAAUUCCCUGACAACAGUACAUUAAAUAUAUUAUAAAGUAAUUGUCAGGGCGAUGAAAAAUAAACUAAAAUGUACUUAUUAAGUUUAUUAUUUAAAAUAAAAUAAUUUGCCAAUGUAAUAUAUUAUUGAUACACUACAAUUAUUGUUUAUGUUAUAUUCUAUCAUUAUUCAUUGUAUUUAACUUUUCCUAAUUAUAGUUUUAUAAAUGUCUUUGUGUGUGAUAUACUUUCUAAUUCUGAUCAUCAACAUAAUCUUUUAAUGUGCAAUUGGAAUUCAGAUACUUUGCAUAGAUAUUUACAAACUAUACUUUAUUAGAUCAAUUCUGAUAAACUCAUGUUUUUUUUCUUUUGUAAGUACAUUUAAAAAAAAUUUGUGUGUGUCUUUCAGUUAUAAAUUAAUUUGAUCUCGAUUUCGUUUUUAAAAAUGUGUUUAUAUUUUCUUGGUAUGUUAUUACUGACUACAAUUUAUGAUAUUUUCUUCUAUUAAUGAAAUCAUUUUUUGUAAAGUCAAAUACAUCUACCAGUGUAUGGAUUUGUACAAUAGAUAAUAUAUUAUAUACAUUCUACCAAUA
This is a messenger RNA of Myzus persicae (green peach aphid), 2155 nucleotides long. RefSeq names its product minor histocompatibility antigen H13. The transcript is spliced from 8 exons. The record is from RefSeq and is a predicted model, not a curated record. Gene Ontology annotation, cellular component: lumenal side of endoplasmic reticulum membrane; membrane; cytoplasmic side of endoplasmic reticulum membrane. Gene Ontology annotation, molecular function: aspartic endopeptidase activity, intramembrane cleaving. Gene Ontology annotation, biological process: membrane protein proteolysis. Lineage: Eukaryota; Metazoa; Arthropoda; Insecta; Hemiptera; Aphididae. The coding region runs from base 265 to 1362 and encodes 365 amino acids.